GUAAAACGGCAACAUCCGAACCGUGUGCGUGUUAACAGUGUAUUCAUUGUUACAUGAGUUUAAAUAGCCUACCAACGGCGUCGUUUAUCACCUUUACAACUCAUUCAUUAUUGACUAUAAAUCAAGGUAAGGACAUUACUUUGUUUGAAAUAGACAAGCAGACAGACAAUUCUAUCUUCACACUAUGCGCUGAAGUUAUUCGAGGAUGUAGGCUAUUUAACAUGGUUAAAUAUCUCGAAAAGGCCAUUCUAACCAUAUUUUCUUAUCAUAAGUUGUUAAACUUUUUGAUGCGUUAACUAAUGUUUAUUUCAGUGUUUGUCAGCGAAUGACAAACACUGGAAAUGGUAUUCGUGUUGUUAAUAUGCGCGCUCCUUUCUUCUUCUGCUUGGCAUUUGGUGUCGGGUGACAAUGAAUGCUCAGUCUUUGAUCAGGACAAGAGUCCUACAAAUGUUUGUUUCUGUGCAACAACGCAACCAUUCUAACCUACACUGUUUUAAAUAGUUAUAUGGAAUGUUUUUUUCAAAUAACUUAUAGGCUGGUUUCGUUUUCAAAAGACACCAUACCGCCCCAUCAACAAAACCUUUAAUAGUGUAGGCUAGAAGACAUGACUACGAGUUAACAAUUUCGUUGUGAUUUAACCUCCUUUUCUUUUCCAAUCUGAGUAAAAUACGUUGGGUGUCGUUUGAGUGGUAGGUGGGUGUGUGGCUCUGCGCCAAACAUGCCACUGGUCUCCUUUCAAUGUUGUUCAAUCCUGUAACUUGUUUGCAUCCAUGGACUGUUCAGGUCUUCUAUCCGUUUAAUAAUUCAUUUCUAUUAAUAAACUUCCUAAAAGUAGGUAGCAACCAGCUUCUCUGAAAACGUGCAUUUGUUUACAGUCCGGCCAUGGGUUUAGAACCUUCCCACUGACGCAUAAUAAUUCGGAAAGAAAGAUGCAAUAUAGCAGCAGCGGUGAUAAGUGACACUUUGUAUCUAGUAGUUGUUGUUUUGGGGUGGUUUUACGAACUGGUUGAAGCAGCAUUUGUACUCGUAAGGUGGUCAAAUAGUCUGAAUAUGGAUGAUGCAGGGGAACCAGAGGGGACCAUGCUUUCUCGGUGGGCGGUGACGAUCAGUGUAUAUUCUCGACGCAUGCGAGUCUUUUUAAAGAAUGUUACUCUAAAAACCGAUCGACAAUGCAGUGGUUGUUACCUUUUAUCUAAUUAUUGAUGACGAAAACAAUUCAAAACAGUUAUUUUGAUCGUAGUAGAUGUCGCAAACAGUGUACAGUCGGCACCAUGCCGCCCCGCCUGCAUCAUUUGAAGCAUGUUGCCAUAUUUGAGUUAGGCUAUAGGCCUAUGUCAGAGCGGGUAUUAUACAAUCGUUUAUGCCGCUAAAGAUGACAAGUCCUGUUGACGACAUUCGUGGCUUUUACAGUUUAAUCAUUUAACCUUUUAGGUAUUAAAUUCUCCGCGUUUAGUUUACCAUUUUUACACCCUUGGCAUGAUAAAAAAAAAAAAAAAAGCCUCAAUCAAGAUGUAUCAACUCCCUUUUAUCACUUUAAAUCGGUCGUUUUUUCCCAUCAUAAUCGGAUCUGUGAACACUGACAAUCGAGCAUCACAUGGAUGCUGCCGCAUCCCUGCUAUAGGGAGUCGGGACCACAUGGCUUUUCGUUGCUUCAGCACUGCGGUUGCAUAACAGCGUCGCGAUUAUGGCCAGGCUGUCCUGUUCCUGUCUCAUUGACGUGGUGAUGGAUGAUAACCUAGUUCUCUCUCUCUGUCUGGAACUCUGGGCCAAGCAAGCAAGCAUGAAGGGGGCUCGCCUCCAAAGCAUUGUGUGAUGCAGGCCUAUGACUGUGUAUUAUGUUCAUAGUAAUGCAUGAACAGGGCCAUUGCCAGGGCUUUAGUUUUAGUGAGGCCCUGAAGGGGUUAGUAAAUUAGUUUAAACUUUCAAAACAUUUAGUGCAUUUCUAUACAAUAAACAAACUUUUUUUAAAUGCUAGUUGGGGAACAGCAAAAAUGACACUGGCCAUUAUCACCUUGGCUGCUGUAGCUUCAUACACCUCAGUCAAUCUACAAACACACAGCCUAUUAGCUAUAAAGUUGUAAUGUUCAGGGGGGAAAUGUGAUAAAUUAUUCACACUGUAGUUUUGAAAUUAAAACUUAUUACAUUUAUAGAACUGUUUUGCUUGCAUUUUAAUGUAGGCAUAUAUGGGAAGAUGUUCAUAUUAAAACCAUCUUUUUAAAAAGUUCCUACUUUAAUUAGUACAGAUUUUAUCAGGGUACCACCCCACAUGAGGCCUUGACCCCAAGUUUGGGAACCACUGUACUAACCUCUCUGAGUGCUUCAUCUCUCCUCUGCUUCCUCCUGCAUCACCACUGAGCACCACAUCACUCUCUCAGUAGCCUACUCUCUGUAAAGCAAAGUUAUGAGAACUUAGUAGCUUGUUUUUUGCUCCUGCCAAGGUAGGCUCUGUUUAUCAUUAGCUUCUUACUUCAUCCUUCUAGCUGGCUUAGCAAUUCUAGCCAGAACACUUCAACGUUACUGCAAUAGAAGUCUCAGCCGGCAGCUAGCCACCUGACUGACAUAUCUAUACGAAACGAUUUACCAGUUGUGCAUGCAUUCUUCAAGAGUUGAUUUUGUUUGAGGGCUCUGUAGACAGGAGUCGCGGGACGGUUUUAAAAUGGCCUUUUUUCAAAUUAGAAAUAAUGACAGAGGUCCGGACCUCUGUGGACUCGUUUGUAAUUACGGCCAUGUGCGUAAAUUAUGAAGACUGUUAUUCCAUGCUGUUGUAAACUGAUGGUUCAGGGACAGUAAACUCUUAUGAACAGUGAACUUUUGAAUAGUCACCCUACCUGUAUACUGUCUGUUGAAUCGGUGAUAGGCUAUCCUCCCCAAGAAAUAGAUGUCAUUUUAAUCCAUAACCCUGGCCAGAUUACAUAUCAUAUCCAUAUAUUUUACAUAAACAUAUCUAUGUGAGUGUAAGCUAUCAUUGCUUCAUUCCCCCAUCCUGUAUGUCCCAGAUGUUUGGCUUCCACAAGCCCAAGAUGUACCGGAGCCUAGACGGCUGCUGUAUCUGCCGGGCCAAGUCCUCGAGCUCCCGCUUCACCGACAGCAAGCGCUACGAGCGGGACUUUCACAGCUGCUUCGGGUGAGUGGACCACUCCUCUAUACACUGGCACAGCCCAGGAGCUCAGACCCUGGGCAGGUCCACCUCUCAGCCUUCCUCUGCAGCUCAACUCCGGGGGUAGAGAGGUCUGAGGCCUUUAGACUUCCUGUCAGAUUUAAAGUAAUCGUAUUUGUUUUACAAUUUGUCAAUACUCAUUCUCAUGAUUAUGCUACCCCUUUUACAGUGUGACUGAGUGUGUUGCUGUAAUGCAACUAGAUAUUCAUUACGUUUUGGAAAAAGUUUUGUUUUAACUCCCAAUGCAAUAACUUAAACUCCAUGGGUAAAAUACUCAAUUAUUUAUCAAACUAAGACACAUUUCCAUUUUCAUCUCAUUAAAUCAUUAUUUUUGUAUGAAACCAAAAUUGAAAGCGUUUUUAGAGUUAACACGUCUUCACCUUGUCACUCUACCUCUCGGCUAUUGGCCGGGCCAGUAUGAGUCGGUCCAUUGCUAUGGUAACCAGUGAUGUGAGUCAGCAGGAGAAGAUUUUCUGACAGAAAAUAGCUCUGACCGACUCCUACUGACUGGAGCAGGGAUAAUAAUAACCACAUGCUGAGCUUCAAGGCUGUCAUUGCUCACACACACCUUUCUCCUUAAACGACUCAAAUCCUCAUUCUCUCGCCCCUAUAAUUUGUCCCUGCAGGCUGAGUGAGGUGCGUUUUGGGGAGAUCUGUAAUGCCUGUGUUCUCCUGGUGAAAAGGUGGAAGAAACUCCCAGCCGGAUCCAUAAAGAACUGGAAUCAUGUAAGGGACUCUCAGAAUCCAUCCAUACUCCUGAUCCUACACCCAUCUACUCUCAGUAUUUCAUAUAUGUCUUAAGACAACUCUCUAUUACAGGGGGGGGACUGAUAUAAUGGUAGGCGUAUAAUAACUGCUUCUCCUUAGAUGCAGUACACCCUGUUUGCUGCCCAAUAGGCCAUUCAAUACAUUCAUGCAGUUACCUUGGAAAUGGACAUCCAUCCAGCUCUGUCACUCACCCCCUCUCUCCUGUGUCACAGGUUGUUGAUGCUAAAGGUUCAGGGUCAAGCUGGAAGACGACAGUGAGGUCCAAGAAGAUGAAGAGGAGAGCCAGGCCAAGCCAGAUCAGCAGAGUGCAGAAGGAGCUCAAGAGACGCAGUAAGCAGCUGAUACUCUGUGCUCUGCUACGCUGCCUUAUGCAGUGGAAACUUUGGGGUUUCAAAAGUAGAUGUAUCACAACUCUUCUCUCCAUUAUUUGUCCUGCCUAAAGGGCUGUGAAACAAGAGACCUUGAUUGAUAUUUGUUGACUAUUCCAAAAAUACAUAUUAUUGAUGUUUAUUUGAACCAUGGAUGCUAUGUUAUGAAUGAGUUUCUGAUUGAUUGUGCUCCACCCCGCCCCCACAGACUCUGAUGCCCACAGCACAACCUCCAGUGCCUCCCCCGCCCAUUCUCCCAGCUACAGCAACCAAUCAGACGAGGGCUCGGACGUGGAACUCUCACCAGGUGCCGCCCACUCGCCAGUCUUCUCUUUCCUGGACCUCACCUACUGGAAAAGGUAAUUGCCAGUCUGGUGGAAUCUAAUGAGGAACUACCUGAACUUGUCCAAUGAGAAACACUUGUUUUCUGUUGCAUAAUGCCUUGCUACGGUGUGCCCAAAUGAAUACAACCCAGGUUAUACUCUACCAGUUUGGGUUCAGAUGCUGCAUUUCCCCAUUAUUAACUCCAUAGCCCUAUUAAUCCUCCUUCAUGGUACAUUUGUUUGCUUUGGUUCCCUCUCACUAUAGUGCUUUGCUGUCUUGACCGUCCUCUGUGGGUUUUAGGCAGAAGGUGUGCUGUGGCAUCAUCUACAAGGGACGCUUCGGAGAGGUACUCUUAGACCCCCACCUCUACAAGCCCUGCUGCCAAAAGAAACGACAGCACGAGCCAAGAGAGGAAGGAGAGGAGGAAGCACAGGUGAGCAGAGAGAACCUGAUGAGCCCCGCGCCACCGAACAACCCCCCGCUCCCCCAGGUCAAAGACCACGAGGAGGUGCGAGGAGGAGGAACAGUGGGAAUUUGA
Coregonus sp. 'balchen' is the source of this 5155-nucleotide messenger RNA. The record is from the annotation of a GenBank genome assembly. NCBI's taxonomy places the organism in Eukaryota, Metazoa, Chordata, Actinopteri, Salmoniformes, Salmonidae.